This is a messenger RNA of Sander lucioperca (pikeperch), 4324 nucleotides long. Its product is annotated as putative monooxygenase p33MONOX. The coding region runs from base 251 to 1171 and encodes 306 amino acids. NCBI's taxonomy places the organism in Eukaryota, Metazoa, Chordata, Actinopteri, Perciformes, Percidae. The record is from RefSeq and is a predicted model, not a curated record. The transcript is spliced from 9 exons. Gene Ontology annotation, cellular component: cytoplasm.
GUGUGUGUGUGUGUUUUUUUAAACUCUACUCUCGCGAUGCGCAGCGAGAAUAAGCAACGUAAUGUACCACUCCAUAGAGGAAGCGGCUUUUAUUUAUCGGACACAAUAAUGGCUACAGCUACCCGACAACUCCGUUUUCUGGGCGAUUCAGUCGAUAUUGGAGGGUCACUGAUGUCUCCGUCGUCGUCCUGAAGACGCCAUUACCUCCGGUCCUGUCCUGGUUGAUCUAGUUCAUUGUCUUACUGAAAUCAUGUCUGGCUCAGGGGACUUACCAGCCUUAGAGGGUUCAGGGAUGGGCGGGAUGAGGCUUCCCGUCGGGAUGACCCGACGAGCCCUCAGCUACGAUGAUAACCUGGAGGCCCCAAUGUCCACGCCCCCCCAUGACAUCAGCAUCAACAAACUGUGGAGACGACCCGUCAUACCAGAGAGGAAGUUUAACCAACUAGCUGAGGAGGAUGAGAGUGGUGCAGUGAGUCGGUCUAAAGUGACGGACAGCGCCCCCUCCAGGUCACCAGUUGUAGUGAAAACCAAGGCCUCCUCCGUCAUCAUGAAUUCUCUCAUCACCAAGCAGACUCAGGAUAGUGUGUACAAUUUUGAGCAGAGGGCCGGGCUCACCGACACCAGCUACACUCCCCACAAAGGCCUCACCGCUGAGGAGACGAGACACCACCACCGCAUGCCUGAAUCCCUCCAGAAACUGCAGAUCCAGAGCAUGGAGGCCAGAGAAGAGCGACAGAGCUCCUCCGCCCAGUCCACUCCAUCCAACACACCACACAGCUCCCCGAGACAGCAACGCAGGGGCUGGUUCGGCAGUACGAGUUCAGAUGUCAGCUCCUCCAACAGCAGUGUGGACCUGGCAGGAGGAGACACAGCGGUCGAACGGUGGAGCGUGUUCGGGCCUCGGCCGCUCGUCCAGAAAUCGACUUCUGACCUGGGAUCAGACUCUGCCCCAGCAGGAGGCUUUGCGCUGCAGGCAUACCGUGGUGCCCAGAAGCCAACUGCCAUGGAGGUGAUGAAGUCACAGGCCACGCGUCUGGCUGACCACUCCGCCGCUCAGACAGUGGCUCCUCCCAAAAUGGAGAUUCCCACAGUGGACGGUCGACGGGAGGGAGCGCGAGCACACAAGCUCAAACCCAGAGACAUGAACGUCCUGACGCCCUCUGGCUUCUGAGAGGACGCACCACAUCUGUCAGAGCUGCUCAUCACUCAGACGCCAAAGGUCCCAUUAAAUGACAACGUCUCUGUGUUGUUAUGGGUUUGGGAUGACAUUUCCAUCCAAUGAUGUCAUCGUAGGUUUUUGGGGUCAGCAAAUCUGUUUCAUUACAACUUGGGUCUCAUUUUCGUAGUUUUGUAUAUAAUUCCUGUGUUCUAUAUACAAUAAACUAAUACAACGGUUCGCACAUUUUCAAUAAUAUGACCGUUCUAUUCAACAUUGUGAAACGGCGACCGUUACAAGAUCGUUACGUGAUUGUUACAUUUAGGCCCCAAAACUACUUAGUUCUGAAAAAAGAUCAUGGUUUGGGUUACUUUCUGUGCGUAAGUACGUAACGUAGUGACAUUGAACUUGACGUAGUUCCGUACGGAUGUUAACUUCCGUAACUUAAAACAACAACGUUGACUUUUGGUUUCGCAGGGGAUACGAGCACCGCUCUACCGGGUGAAUGUCCAAUGUUUAUUCGACCCAUCAAUCCACCCGACCUCCUUCCUACGCAAAACCUUUUUUAUACCACAUCACCUGGCUGCCCCCUUUGCUCCCGUCAUGUUUACAACAGCCACUAUACGUCACUGCCUAACAACAACACCAAUAUGGGUCGUAAUGAUUACGUGGGUUAAUAUACGAAUUACCGUGCAUUACUUUUCGUAGUCAUAUGUGCGAUCAGUGAAUAAGGACCUGUCCUGUUUGUAAAAAUACUCAACAAGGUAAUCCCUGUCAUCUGUGAUAGUGGCAACAUUACCACAAAGAAGUCAGACAGGGCAGGUUGUAAACAAACCCCCAGGUUAGACAAACAUAUUUAGCAGAAAAAGACAAAGUCCUGUCGUCCUUUUUGCACGCAAAAGCUCAAAGCCAUUUCAUGGGACCUUUUUCAACAGCAGCUCCGACAUUCAGAUCACCACUGUACUUGUGACCAUCUUUGCCAUAGAAACUCCUUUGAGGUGUUUACUGUGUCACUUGCCUGUAAAUUCAUACUCUCUCUUAACUGUUACAUCUAGUUGCAGCAUGCUGGCAUCAACAUGGGCUCAAGCCAAUAAAUUCAAGUUGAACUUCUGAGUCCAGGUUACCUGGAGAGCCGGACUGACUGACUGAUCUUGAGGACUUUGUCCAGCUAAAGGUGAAGAUGAUGGUGAUCCUGGUUUAAAAUGAUCCACCUGUAAAUGCACUUUAUUCCCACUCUUCCCACCGUAGAGUCCACAUGCUCGAUUAUCCAACCUGACCCAAAACCUCUUGUGUUACACAACCCUUCAGGAUGCAAAUACAUGUGAGAAAACCUCUUCUUCAGUGUUGAUAGUCUUUAUAUCCUGUUUGUCUUUAAAACUUAUCGUUUAUCUUCCUAAAGGGACAUUUCAUUAAGCAAGGUGGGAAGAAUAAGUCUAACCAGUUCCUUCAGUGUGGUUGAAUAUGAAUCAAACCAGCAGUGCAAAAAAAUCUGAAAACAAUUGAACACUGAAACAUUCCACUCAUUUGUUUUGCAUUCCACUUUCUAUAGAUGUUUUGAUUUGUAGAUUAAGAUUGUUAAUAUAUGCUACUCUAGCUAUAGAUUUUUGGUUCAUUACGGAUCAGAAGAAAAAAGAUGUGUGUAAAAAUCAGAGCUACAUGUGGCCAGGACUCUCACACUGACAUGCUGCAGUGUUUUCAGAUUGCUGGAUUCAAUCAAAAUGGAACCCUUAAAAGAACCAAAAAGAAGAGUGUUUAAGGCCUCUUUUAGUUUUCAGUGUGUGAGCUCAGUUAACAUGUCUGCCUCUGUUUUCUACCAACUGUCAAAUAUAUAGUUUCUGUUUCUGGUGAGUUUUGGUGCUUAACAGCUGCAGUGUGCACUGUGACUAAAGAGAUAGAUGGUGUGCACACCGGCCGCAUCCUGCAGAAACCUUGUGUCACUCAGAAUAAGUGGAAGAGCUUUUCACAGACACUCUUUUGCUUUUUGGAGUUUAAGCAUAAAUGCAGUCAUCAGUGCAAGGAAAUGUUGAGAAAAAUCUUGUCUGACAAUACCAGAAAAUAACUGAAGUACAGGGUUUUGUUCUAGAAACUGCAGCGAGAUUUCAGCGGUUUGUCUCGCUAGAGGGGUGUCAAACAUUCAAGUUAGUGUUGUAGUCAAGACCACCUAAACUAAGACCAAGUCAUGACUUCCAGACUGUAUCAAGACCAAGACAAGACCAAGACUUUAAGGGGUUGAGAUCAAGUCUAGACCAAGACCAGACCAGUGCGAGUCCCACACUGCAAGACACACUUUAAAAUAAAAAUGUUGAACAUGCAAACCGUAGGCACUCCUCCAAUUGAUCUGAAAGAUCCACAUUGAUUAUUCCCAUAAAACACCCACAGAAAGCAAAUUAAGAUUCCUCUUAAUUCACCUCUUUUACGUGUGUGGAUGUAUAAGCGUACCAUGAGAAAUGUCCUGAUUAAAUAAUCAUUGCAGAGGUGAAUUUUAUAUGUGGGAAUUUAAUGGUAUUACUGCAGUUGUGAUCUUGACUGGUCUUGAAAUAAAAUCCUGAUAAAAAUGCAGUCUAUCCCGAGACGAGACCUUCAAAAAGUGGUCUUGAGACCGGUCUUGAGUACUACAAUACUACAGUACUAGUUUACUGCUAAUAAAUGGGUCUUUAUACAAGGUUUCUGCAAGAUGAUGAUGAUGAUUGUGUGUGUGUAGCUUUUCAUCUGUUAAAUGAAAUGUAGCGCCUAGCUGAUGUUAUCAUUUACUUUUAUUAUUAAGUGGAAGCAGACCUUUUGCUGGUAAUAGAUUCUAUGUAUUAUGUGACACACAGCAGUGGAAGUAAAAAAUGUCAUGUCCCAGUCAAUUGCCACCUGUAACUCUGCUGUCAGUCAGAUGUUGUGUUGGAUACAGAAGACAACACACUCUGCUUUCAGCAGCUGUAAAUAUUAAAUGAAUAUGACUGUUUAUGCUCCGUUAACAUUUAUGUUUAUUAGUUUGUGUUCACAAGUGCUCUGUGUUUAAAGUGUGACGCUGUUCCCUUUAAAUAUCUACCUGACUGAAAUAUCAAAUCUGAAUCUCCUGUGUGUGGUGGUGUGACUCUGUAGUACAAAUUGACUGAAUUACAGUUUCUGUUUAUCUGUUUGUCAUUUUUUCAGUUGAUGAUAAAGAGACAUUUUCCUUGA